Messenger RNA from Blepharisma stoltei, 255 nucleotides. The record is from the annotation of a GenBank genome assembly. NCBI's taxonomy places the organism in Eukaryota, Ciliophora, Heterotrichea, Heterotrichida, Blepharismidae.
AUGUCUAGAGUAGUCACACUGAAAAAUUCAAGAACUCAAGCACACAGCAGAAAUGAAGAAACAAAGCAAGCUCAGACCAAAACUAAAAGUGCUAAAUCGAAGCAAAAAUCACAGCAAAAAGCAGGAAAUAGACCAAAUACAAUAGGUGACGAUACUGAUGGAAGAUGGCGAUGCGAAGGAUGCACCUUUUUAAAUAGCGGAGACAUCUGCACAAGAUGUGGGUGGAAACAUAAUGAAAGCAAAAUAGAUCAAUAA